This is a messenger RNA of Ipomoea triloba (trilobed morning glory), 1475 nucleotides long. RefSeq names its product queuine tRNA-ribosyltransferase accessory subunit 2-like. The transcript has 10 exons. Gene Ontology annotation, molecular function: tRNA-guanosine(34) queuine transglycosylase activity. NCBI's taxonomy places the organism in Eukaryota, Viridiplantae, Streptophyta, Magnoliopsida, Solanales, Convolvulaceae. The coding region runs from base 51 to 1247 and encodes 398 amino acids. The record is from RefSeq and is a predicted model, not a curated record.
CAAAGAAGAACAGAGCGGGCGGCGCCGGCGGGUAAGGAAGUAGUGAAGAGAUGAAGUUUGCGGUGAAGGCUUUGAGCAGCGGAAAAGCUCGGGUAGGAGUUUUACAGUUGGGUAGCUGCCCCUACUCCAUUGAAACUCCAGCUCUUCUCCUCACCACUCGCAAGGGCCUGCCCGUUUUCAUUCCUCCCGAUCACCUCCCCUCUCUCCCUUCGCCUGAUUCUCAUCUCCUCCAGUUUAGUCCCCUUCACUUCUUAGAAUGCGUCUCUAACAAAACCAUAUCCGACAUUGGAGGACUACACCAGAUGCUCGGUUUAAAUGACCGUAUAUUCGCAGCCGUGCCCAGGGAUUGUAUUAUUUCUAUACCGGAGCACACAAGCACUAACAGGACCGGAGCAUCUUUCGAAACUCCCUGUGGUCGUAGUUUGAUAAAACCUGCUGCAUACAUGGAAAUGAUUUCUUCUAUGAUGCCAAAUUUGUGGACCACUUUAGCUGAUGAGGUGCCUGCUUGGGUUUCGGACAAGAGGAAUAGAAUAUCCGUUGAUCGAACUGUGAGAUGGCUUGAUGAUUGUCUCACUUUAAAUUUGACAGGUGCAACUGUUUUUGGAUCUAUUGUUGGAGGCUCUAGCAUUGAAGAAAGACGGCGUUGUGCUCAAGAAGUAGCUAAGCGAAAUGUGUCGGGCUAUUGGAUUGGUGGCUUUGGAUUAGGAGAGAGUAUGGAUGAACGCACUGCUCUUCUUAGUGCUGUUACGGAAUCGUUACCACAGGAAAAGCCACGGCAGAUAUGUGGGCUUGAACUUCCAGAAGAGGUCUUGCAGGGAGUUGCAGCAGGCAUUGAUCUAUUUGAUUCCUCUUACAUCUAUCAUCUGACACUUGGCGGCUUUGCACUCACCUUCCCACUUGAGAGAACUGAACGACAUAAAACUGAUUAUCAGCCAAGUAGUAGUGAUGCAGGCUGUGAUGAGACAAAGAUCAACCUGAAAGCAACUAUUUACAGGAAGGAUACAUCACCAAUUGUUGACAGCUGUAACUGUUAUACAUGUCAAAAUCAUACAAAGGCAUACAUUAAUCACCUGUUUAAUGUUCAUGAAAUGUUGGCUCAGAUUCUAUUGGAAAUACACAACACACACCAUUAUCUGGGAUUCUUCCGCUGCAUAAGAGAGGCAAUUAAGGAAGGAACCUUUGAGCAAUACCGGGAGAAGUUCAUCAGGAAUAGGCUCAACCAUGUUUUUGCCAGUGCAUCAGCUUGAACAGGUUUCCUUGGAGAUGCCAGGUCGAUGAAAUUGCAAUUUUAGAUAACAUAUUGGUAACAUCUAUUUUACUAGUGAGCUGAUUUAGACGGAGUAAAACAAGAGAUUACAAGUACCAAACCAAACCAAUUUGUGUGUUUUUGAGUUACUGAAACUUAGCAGUUGUAAAAUAUAUAAUUUUGUUCAUUGAAGAAGUUACUCGUAUAUUUACAUUUUAGUAGCGAAAAA